Molecule: messenger RNA, 960 nt
Organism: Plasmodium cynomolgi strain B
Lineage: Eukaryota; Apicomplexa; Aconoidasida; Haemosporida; Plasmodiidae
Product: mitochondrial import receptor subunit tom40
Exons: 1
Biological process (GO): protein import into mitochondrial matrix
Cellular component (GO): mitochondrial outer membrane translocase complex; mitochondrial outer membrane
Molecular function (GO): transmembrane protein transporter activity
Source: RefSeq, a predicted model, not a curated record
AUGGAGUUGUUGAAAAAGGGAAAUGCAACUAUGUUGGGGAGAGCUGGGUGGAGGAGAGGGAGCCUUGGACUCAUCACCCUGUGUGAAGAAAAAUCAAAAGAAUUAGCCAAAGAAGGGGAAAAAGGUACCUUAGUAGAUAACGAUGAAGGUGGGAAGAUAAAUAAAAUCAACGACGAUGAUUCAAGUACAUUAAAGGAACAAGCUAACUCUCCAUUCACUAAUUCGUUUGAUGCUCCAAAUGCUUUGCUCUUUGAAAAUCUAAACAAGGAAUACAAAUUUAUAACUACACAGGACAACUUUGAUGGAUUCAGAUUCGAAGUGGAUAAAACGGUGAACAAGUAUUUACAGUCCACACACACACUCUUCCUUGGCACGACACUAAGGGAUGUCGGGUACUUGUAUCAGUUCGGGGCUAACUUCACAAACAGUGAUAACAGCUUGCUAAUGAUAAGCAGAGUGAACAUUGAUGGCAGCGUGAAUGGUAGGUUUUGUAAAAGAGUAGAAAAUCACAUCGACUGUAAGCUCAAUUUUAACACCUAUGCGAAAAGCGAUACGAGAAAUAUGUACGAAAUGGCUGUAGAGGUUAACAAGCCUAUAUAUACAUACAGCGUGAAGACCAUAUGGCAGGGGACAUGGAUCUUUAACGCAUCGUACACACAAAUGUUGAGUAAAAAAUUUCAGGCUGGGGUGGACCUAACGUAUAUUGCAUCCAAUUGUGCUUCUAUUGGAUCCUUUGGACUUCGAUACAAUCACAAAAAUAAUGUCGUGUCUAUGCAAGUGGUGAGGCAGCCAAAUUUUAAGUCACCUGAAUUUAUGCUUAACCAGACCCACUUAUAUAAAAUUCAGUACGCUAAGAAGGUGUCCGAUCGGUUAUCCUUGGGGACAGAACUUGAGGUCACUCCGCAGACGAAGGAAUCUGCUAUGCGUUUGGGGUGGGACUACUCCUUUCGUCAUGCCAAG